AUAUUAAAACGUUUAUUUUUUGAUUUUACUUUUUUGACAAAAGUUUAUUAAAAGAUAUUGGAAUUUAGUUCUGCUUUAUCUUGUAUAAUGACAUCGUCUUCUUUCCUUCACUCUUGCGGAAAUAUUAAAACGUUUGGUUUUUGAUUUUACUUUUUUUUACAAAAGUUUAUUGGAAUAUAGGGGAAUUUAGUAGAGUUUUAUCUUGUAUAAUGACGUCCUCUUAAUUAUUUCCUUCACUCCUGCAGAAAUAUUAAAACGUUUGGUUUUUGAUUUUACUUUUUUUAAGUUUAAGUUUAUUAGAAUAGAUAGGAAUUUAGUUGAGUUUUAUCUAUUAUAAUGACGUCCUCCUCUUUUUCGUUCACUUUACUGACCUAUAGCUUCUACUGGUUCCUUUUCUCUGGCACACACUUGAUCCAAAUCGGAUGCAAAUUUGGGAUGUUCCUUCAAACAACUCCGACGUUGUAUCAUCUGUCAUCUAAAAAUUUUCUUCUUGCGCUUGCUGUGCAUCGUCUAUCCCUUCCAACGUGAGCGUGUGUGGUUCGUUACUUUUGCCUGCAGGUCCGUGACCUCCCUCGUUCGAGGCUGCGGCGUUGUCAGUUGUGCGGCACUUGCGGCACAUUUUAGGAAAACGAUAUUCCUGAAUAAAUGUCGCCUAAAGCACGGGAGGCGCAAGUUUAAUACCAAAUUGCAAGAAAUUUUACAUACAAAAUUAGUAAUUAAUUGCGUUUUUUUUUUUAAAGUUAUAGGUUUAUAAAGUCAAAAUUACGAAAUAAGUGCAAAUAAAAUAAAGACAUUUAAUUCCAACUUUUAUUAUCAUUCUGUGAAUGAACAAUUUGAUUUAGAAAAAAUGUAUUUUAGUGUAACCCAAAUUAGCCUUAAGUAUAUAGCUUUAUUUUAUUUAUAGUUUUGGGAUUAUGGGUUUUCGUUAUAGACCCACGCCCAAGUAAACAAAAAUAAUCAAACACGUUUUGCUCGAAAAAUUUCCAUCGCGUCCGCCAACAAAAAAUUGCCAAUUAAAAGAUACAAGCAGUUUUGUAAGCAAUUUUAAUUUGAUUAAGUAAAAUGCACGGAGAAGUUGUCUCGUGUCGUACAAUAAAGUUUGUUUGUCUAUACUUUGUCUUAUGGUCUGUGACUUUUGCAACGGAUCUAUUCCAUUCUGUGCUGCAACUUACGAACACGAACAAUGUCAUCUAAUUAAUAUUAUGAAAUUAAUAUACUAUACCAUAAAUACUAGCGGAAUAGUUGCCAGUUGCAAUCCUAAAAGUUAUUUCUGUAGAUAUAACAUGUACGGAAUCUAUAUAGGCACCUGAAAAAACCAUACGUAAAACCAGCAAACAACUGCUGACUGCAACUUUUACUGAAUUAGAAGUUUUCGUUCAAAAUAUCUGGAAUCGUAGCGUGUGCGCGCUGGAAGAAGCGAUUUUAUCAUCGAGGACGUGGCAACGUCUACCGUCCGCCCGACCUAUUUCCGCGACGAGACCAAUGGCGGUGCACAUCGCGACGACCGUCGCGAAGGCGCCCGUUCUCCUCUCCCGCCGUGCGUGCAUAAUAUUGAAAGUAUUCACGCGACGCACACGGCACAAACGUCGAAACACACGCAGCGCAAAGUGCAACCCGCGUAUGUACGCGUGCGACACGCGAGCACGUACAAAGUUCCGUGCAAUUUUCUUCGCUCCAAACAGAAACCGACGACCAUUUAUUAUUCAGCGAAAACUUUGGCGGAAGUGAGGAGUUUGUUUUGUUUGUUUGGGAUGUCUUCGGGGGAGUCUGUUUCGGUAAAGAUGCCUCGACGCAUUUCGCGCGUUUACGUGACGUCACCGCUUCUGCUGCGAUUAGUGAACCCAUGCUUAGGCAACCGCUGAUUAUAUUGAUCGAUAUUGGUAAAGCCUUAAUAAAAUGCAGAUCAUGGAAGACGUGCGGGAGGGGUGCGACGUUGUUCAUCCUCCGUCUCCUGGUCACGCCGAUGAUCGCGGCGUCGACGAAUCUCAAGCCGUUAAAAAGGAAAAUAUCAACCAGAACGGCACGAAUAGCAGUGAAAACGAAGAGGAGCGCUGCAAGGAGACCGUGGUGAAAGAGGAAACGAUCGAUAAAUCUGACGGAGAAUGCGAGGAUAAAAAUAAAGAUACCACCCCGGUAUCGGAGAACCACAAGCGUAAACUGGACGAAGAUGAUACGCCGUUGAAACGACUAAAGAGCGAGAUCCAGGAGAAUUUCGCUUCCAGAGACAAGAUCUUCAACGACUUCAUCGAAAUCACGCAGUCCAACAAUUUGGAGCAGAUUACCGUGCUGAGCGAACAAACGCUAAGCGAAAUUAAGGCCUUGAACGAGAUGGCAAAGGAAAAGGAGCGUGAAUGGAACCAUCUGAUCCAUUUGAAGAAACUCAAAGAGGAGCUCUUGAUCAGGUUGCAACGCAAGAGGCAAGUGAUAGUGUUGAACGACACGAAUCUAGGGGAUAUCGCCUUGGAUGGUCUCAGUCAACAGAGCGUGCUCAAAUCGAAUCAGAAAACGAACAUCCUUCGAUCCAGCCUGGACAAGCCCGUCCAGAAGGGCAAUUUUCCCAAGUCUCAGUUCGACAUCAACAGCGCGUUAGACUUCAGACAAAAACAAAGGCCAAUUCUUGACGUACAGUCCAUCAUAGCGGACUACAGGCAGAAGCAUCCAGAAUCGGUGCCGAGAAGAGGUAGGAGAAUAAGACAUCCUCAGUGUGAUGGCAAAACUAGUAUUUUGGGAUUUUCAGGUGGAAAUUACAGUGUCAAUCAGAAAGUAUCGGACGCGCCUAACGAUAUGGGACUGUUGCUCAAUACAAUAAACGGGAGCCGUGAAAACUCGAGGUCCUCGCAACCGGACCCAACUUUCGGUCAGGACGUCACCUCGUUCAAAGACAUUCUGGUGCAGUUUGCAAAGUUGUCGCAAAACGAGAAAAACGAGCUGCAAAUGCAUUUGCAGCACGUCAGCAGACCGCCACCGCCGUAUCCGGAGGUGACGGUCCAUCCCGUCAGCACCACCAACACCGUCGCCCCGACGAAUUCCCUACUGCACGGAAUUUUGACAAAUACGGCCACCAAGCAACACCAUCAAAACAACGGUAGUUCAAAUGUCCCGAACGGCAACAGCAAAACUUCAUUUAGUCCUACGCUUGCGCGCCUGCUCACAGCACCGGAACGCUGCGGAAGCAAUCAUAUGAUCUCGACCCCCACCAUCAGCACGGGCGGUUUAUUGCAGGGCAGCAACAUGUCAAUAUCGGAGAUCUUGUCGACGAGCAAGGCAAGAAACGAGAUAACAAUAACACCCGUGAGCGGCCAAUAUGAGUCCUCAUCAAAAGAGGAAUCUAUUGUCGAAGAAGAAUGCGAGGAAGGAGUUGACCGAUUGGUCAUCGACGAAAGUUCCGAAGUGUUAAGCUGUCGAAAGGACGACACUAGCUCAGACGCAGGCGACGACGUUCCCCAAUGCCAGGGUUGUAAUCAGAAGGCCGCCCAAUUCGUGUGCGCCGGAUGCGGAAAUCAAUGGUAUUGCAGUCGGGAUUGCCAGGUGGCCGCAUGGGACGAACAUUCGGAAGUGUGUUCGGGAUAGUCUCGUACAAUGUUGUCGUUAAAAAUGCGUACCUGGCAACAAGGAGCCUUCAACUAUAAUAGUUUGCAUUGACUUGCUUUCAAAACCAAAGAAAUCCAAAGUUAUUUGAGGUCGUAGCCGCCUCCCCCACCAUUUGUCUUCCACAUAGCUUCUGGCGCUCCUCGUUUUCCCAAAGAAGAAAAGGGUUCUGGAAGUCAAUCGAAGAGAAUCGCUGAUCGAUCUGCGAGGUGUUACUACAAACAAAAACUAUGAUAUGCCGAAUUUUGUCAAGUCUCCUUAUUACUUUUUAUUAAUACUAGUCAGUAUUUAAGUUAGGAUAAACAAUGUUGGUUUAACUGUAUGUGCAAGUGCCAUUGUAUGUUCUUUGUAAAAAUAUUUUUGCGCGGGAUGGAACCAUUAAGCCAUAUUUUCUUCAAAAACUGUUUAGUUAGCUGGAUAAUAUAUCUUAUUCCAACUCGCGCAAAUUACAUAGUAUGGGAUAGUAUUUAGCCUAAGAUUUACCGUUUUUGUAAGAUAAAUUUCUGUGAUAUCUGCUUAUGGAUAAAUGCUGAAAUAAAGCCAGUAUCUUUUGU
Molecule: messenger RNA, 4142 nt
Organism: Cylas formicarius (sweet potato weevil)
Lineage: Eukaryota; Metazoa; Arthropoda; Insecta; Coleoptera; Brentidae
Exons: 9
Coding region: 1897-3570 (557 amino acids)
Source: RefSeq, a predicted model, not a curated record